Messenger RNA from Spizellomyces punctatus DAOM BR117, 1033 nucleotides. RefSeq lists its product as uncharacterized. The record is from RefSeq and is a predicted model, not a curated record. Bases 335 to 871 code for a protein of 178 amino acids. Lineage: Eukaryota; Fungi; Chytridiomycota; Chytridiomycetes; Spizellomycetales; Spizellomycetaceae. The transcript is spliced from 2 exons.
UCUCAUGAGACCAAUAUUACUGAGGAUUUAUUAUUCAUAAGCCCAUGUAGGGCCCAACCCGUUCUUUCACAAUACAUCAAUGUUUACGAUAGUCACGUCAUGCAUCCGCCGAGAAUGAUCUUGGCCCAGCAAGUGCCAACCUUCAUCUGGUCUAUAUAACAGGAUCGUUGAACCUCGCUUGCCCGCCAAAAUCCUCAGUCUCUUUACCUUUUGCCCGCUCAAAUUCAUAUUCCUAUCCCACUUGCCCGCGUAAAUCCUGGGUUUUCAUCCUUUACUUUGCCCCAGAAGCACCCUUUUGACUGAACCCUAUCCGCCGCAUAUAAUUAUAUCAAGCAUGCAACUCAAGAGUCUCAUUUUCCUUGCUCUAGCAACAACGGCUUUAGCCCUCCCUUCUCCCACCAACGACAAGGACAAGAAAAAGCAUUGGGACCACAACAACGAUUGGGAGAACCACGACGACAAGAAUGACAACGAGACCAACAGUACUACUGCUUGCCCGCCUCAAAGUCCCGUCAUUGGAUUAUCCGAGUGUGUCAUUAAAUGUCUAGACAGCUAUAAUCUGCGAGCUGCUACAAACAUUGGAGCAAUUGUCACCGCUGUGUGUACGUACCCGCAGGAAUAUUUUGAUGGCGGGUGGAAAAACACCCAGAAUCCGAAUGAUUUUGGAUACUGCGAGAAGAACUGCCCAGAUGGUUCUCAGUUGGUGUCAAUGCUUGGCUAUCUCCGAAACAGCACAUUGUGCAACAUCAACAUUCCAGGCAUUACUCUGCCGCAUCCUUCAAUAAACACUGGUGAAGAACCAGGUUCAGCAACAGCGACCGCGACAGCUACAGCCGCCGAUGCUUUCUGGGGAAAUACACAAGAAAAGUAAAGUAUCCGAUCAAAAGAUGCCAAUGACCCAGAUGAAUUGUAAAAUGGAUGAUUGUAAAGUUUAUGUAAAGUAAAAAAAACCUGUACACAUGUUAAAUAGUAGUAGUAAGUCAUGAUCCUAGUGCUCAUUACCUUAUGCAAUUGGGUAUUUAUUCCAACUUCU